UCGCCGUUUCGUUCCGAUCGCAGAAGAAGGUGACGGUUUUUGUUCAUGUAUGUACAUACAUAAUACUGCAAUCAGCAGUGGACUCUUCUGUGCGUUCUUCUUUCGUUCUUGUUCUCGUUCUCUGCUACGCAAGAAGAUAACGUACUGCACGUAAACGAUUAUCCUAAAAGGAAAUUAUAACAAUAAUGUUGACGCCUUUUGCGAUGUUAAAUGUUGCAAGCAGAAACAUUUCUACUUCAACCCCUAUGAGUCAGAUAAUUAAAUUGAGUAGACUGAGAGUAGUGGACAACAGUGAGAUAGGAAGACAAGCUAUGAUGGAGGGUAGACCACCACGUUGCAUUCAUGUUUACAACAAGCUUGGAGUGGGAUAUAUUGGUGAUAGAAUUUUAGUUGCUAUAAGAGGCGAAAAGAAGAAAGGUAUAUUGGUUGGAUUGAAACAGCAACAGGCCCCUAAAGUUCCCAAAUUUGAUAGCAACAAUCUGGUACUCAUAGACGACAACGGCACACCUCUAGGUACAAGAAUACAGGUGCCUAUUCCACACAUACUUCGAACGAAAAUGAAAGAAAAGACUCACAGCAAAGGAGCAGAUUAUACUAAACUAAUAGCGAUUGCGUCUAGAUUUGUGUAGUGUAUUUAUCUUGUCUACUAUUGUAAUAUAUAUCAAAUA
Messenger RNA from Acromyrmex echinatior (Panamanian leafcutter ant), 668 nucleotides. Its product is annotated as mitochondrial ribosomal protein L14. Gene Ontology annotation, cellular component: ribosome; mitochondrion. Lineage: Eukaryota; Metazoa; Arthropoda; Insecta; Hymenoptera; Formicidae. Gene Ontology annotation, molecular function: structural constituent of ribosome. The record is from RefSeq and is a predicted model, not a curated record. Gene Ontology annotation, biological process: translation.